CUCUCUCUCUCUCUCUCUCUCUCUUUUUCUUUUUCUCUCUUCCUCUCUAUUUUUUCUCUCUUUCCCUUGCUUCGUAUACCGCUCGCCGGCUUCCUCAACUUUUCGUUAAGAACGACCAAUUUUGUCUUCGUCUCGUCUCGUCUUAUUUUACUUCGUCGCGCGGUUCGUUCGAGAUCGGCAUUCGUGCUCCCGGUCUGUCUCUUUCCGAUAGUCGCGAUAUACACAUACAUACGUACGGUAAUACACAGUGCCACAGUGUGGAGUUGUUACCAGUGGGGAAAGCAAAAAUUAGUUUACAAGCGGCCGUGCCUCCAGGCGACCGUCCUCCACCACCGCCGACACCACCACCGACACCGGAUAGUCCAGCGUCAGCAGCAGAAGCUCGGGACGAGCCACGGAGAGAGAAGGAGAGAGCGGCGGCAUCGUCGCGGCCGAGUCAUCGGUGCCCAAAGUCAACAAAUGGGGCAUAGAGGAGGAGCGACGCGCGGCCAGCAGGAGCAGCAGUAGCGUUGAGCUAUCGUCGGGGGCCUGAUCGUCGGUCCCUGUCGAGCGACCCGAUCUCGCGGCGGGGGACGCGGGGUCGCGGGGGUGCCGGCGGUGCGGCGCGAUGGCCGCAACGGACGGUCAGAUCGUCGUCGCGGCGGCACGCUGGGCCGAGGAGGCGACGUACCUGCGCGAGUUCGUCUCCAAGUACCGUCUGCCGGCCGUGAUCAAGAUCACCAAGGGCCAAUAUGGCGGGCUGGGCGUGCCGACGCUACCGGCGCCGAGCUUGCAGAGCACCGCGUUGCUCAUAUCGGCCGGUCGUCGGCGGAAGAUCGUGGCGCAGGCGGUGAAGAUCAAGGAGGGCCGCAGGGUGGUCGGCGUCGGGCCGAGGCUGGCGAUACCGGACUCGUACGCGGGCUACUUCGAGAUCCUGAGCGAGGAGGGUAGAGCGGUGCGCGGUAUCGAGUCGGUAAACGAGCUGUCGCGGAGAUGCCCGGAGGAAGGCGCGCUGGUGCGCGAGACGCUGCGCGGCAUCGCUUGCCGGGUGGACGAUGAGUCCGGGAUCGUGGUGCCGGAGGGCACGAGGGCCCUGUCGGCCGGUGAGACGAUCGUCACCGCCGGUGAGGUCGCGCUACCCGGCAGGGGUCGAUUCCUCCGCUGCGUCGACUGCCGCGGCGACAGCGUGCUCUUGGCGAUGGAUCAGCGCGGCCGUUUCAGCGCGUUGGCGCGCGAGGACAACAUCAGCGGCGUGCACACCGCCCGGGCGCUCCUCAGCAAACGCCUGCCGCUCACGGUGAGAUUGGUGCACGGCCAGCCGCCCAGGGGGCUCAAGUCGUCGUCGCAGUUCGUGCCCGAGCUCAGGCUGCUGUCCACCUUCGAGGAGGAGCACGUGUUCGCGUUGCCGUUGCAGCGAGAAGGCGCGGCGGUCGCGCUGCCGCUCGCGGCGCCGCUCAAGCUGGUCAAAGCGCGGAACGAGGAGGCCCUGCGCUCCAUGCAUGAGUUCACGAGGCUGGUGGAGCGCGCAUCCCGCUUGGUCGCUGAUGUGGCCGACCGCGCGCACGUGUUGGACGGUCGUCUCGGUGAAAGCAAGCAAGCCUCCAGGCAGACCAGGAGCGCGUCCGGCUUCCUCAGGCGGCCGUCCACCAACUCGGAUCACGCGCCUCCGCUCGGUCAUCAUAGAAACGGCAGUGCCGGCCAUCAUCAUCAUCAUCAUCAUUAUCAUAGCAAUGGACAUCAGGCGUCCAGUGGCCAUGCGGGAUACCGGGACGAGAACCGGGUGCCGCCGUCGUCGUCCGCCUGUACCGAGGAGUACGACGAGAUCGACCAGAUAUACGACUACGUGCGCGGCUUCGCGCCGUUGCCGAAGAGCGUGAGGUCGCCGUACGAGAGCCCUCUGGCCGCCGGCCAAGGCUCGACCCCGCCGCUCACGCCGGUCACGGUGACGAUCGCGCCGUUGUUGGACGACCGACCGGAGCCGCCGCCGAUCGAGACGAUACCCACGAAGAAGAUCCAGGCGGAGAAGCGGACCAGGCGCGCGGUUAAGGAGGCGCCGCAGCCCUCCAGGGUGGAGAAGCCGCCGUUGGCGAAGCUCUACGUGAAGAACAGCGGCACGCAGCGCGGCCGGCCGCUAAUGAGGCAGAAGAGCGCGUCGCCGUUGAAGGAAACGCCGCCGGGUUACAAGGGCGGCUCGCCGCUCUUCAACAUACGCUACAAGAGCCUGACUAAUCUCCAGCAGGCGAUGGAGCUCGACGGCACGCUCGACUCCAGCCACUCGGGCGGCAGGACGUCGGGCGACUCUGGCGCGGGUGCUAAGCUGCCGGAAAAGAGAUCGAGACGUUUAAGCAGGCCGCGAUCGCUGACGAAUUUAGUCUGGGAGCUUCGAGGUGGAAGCGGCCUCGGCUGCACGAGACCGGAAACUCCGCCGCCCGCCACGACAGCACCGCUGCCACCGACUAAAUGUGGGCCACGUCUGGCUGUCACUGUCGUGGCACCGCGACGUGUCGGCACGCUCUACCUCUAACUCAUUCGACCGACGAAGGGCUGAAGAAGGCAAAGAGCGGUUCGGAUGAGGAGCCGUGGAUCUCCGACGUCGUCCGACUAAUCAAAAUCCGCAACGAGAGCUCAAGAAAGGACAGAGGGACGGGAAUCUUUCCGCCGCGGCGGGACUGACUCCGCCAUUCUCGCAGCGUUCAUUCAAUCGCGCCCGUGAAAGCCAUUCAAAACUCGUCGUCCAACACUCACGUCCGCAUGUAUCCAUGCUCUGUAUACUCAUAAACACGCACGCACCACACACGAGUACACUCGUGCGUACACACGUGUCACAUAUACACGCGUACACACGUACACACGGCAUGCAUGAAGAAUCCAAAAGCAUCGCGCCAGAUCAACGCCGCGUACUUCCUGUGAUUGUCGAUUAACGAUAAGCGGAAUAAUCAAAAAUAGCGACGCAGCGGAAGAGAAUUGUGUUCGGGUCAGAGGUACGAGCAGACGGGAAUUAUUAUAAUAAUCUUGUGUAGGUGGCGAGAUGGGGGAGAGAAGGAAAAGGGCGACGGGCGUGCGCACGCGCGGCAGACGCGGACGAGGUCGAGCAGCGGCGACCGGCGUGUUCCGUCGGAGCGCACACAUAACGAGGUGAUAACAACGAUCGGGAUUUGUCAUCGCGCGUGCGACGGACGCGCGAUCGCGCGGCUGCGUGCGACGAUUCGUGCGUGAAUCCUUGACGCGUCCGCGUGAGGAGAGCCGCGCGCGAGCGGUUGGUUCUCUUUCCCGCUUGGGGAGCGAUUUCUCGCGACUCGACGUCGCGGAAAUUAGCCGAGGCGAAAAUCGUUGAGCGCGCGUCGCUGCUCGCGCUCGCCCUCGUCUCGCCGCGGAGGAAAGAAGGAGGCUCCGCCGAUUUCCGCCCGACGCGAGCACACGGACGAGGAGAGAUAUCGAUGACGACCGCUGGCGUAUUUUUGCUCUCGGCGGCGGCGAGCCGAUCCUUUUGACGUUCGCGAGAAAAGCGAUGGUGUCUUCACUUCACUCUUCGGGCCGAAAGAGACACAAACGGCCGUUCCCGCCGUCUCGACGAGUCGCGUCAAGGCGCCGCGCGCUUCGUGCUUUUUCCUUCCCCUUUUCCUUCCCACCGUCAGAGCCGAGGAUGGGAGCCGGAGGGUCGCCAAGGUAGAGCAAGAGGAAGAGGAGGAGAGACGGUCGAAUUUACACGCUGUGUAAUCGCGCAUUUGACUCAAGAGUUACACACACGUCUUGCGUACGCGUAAAUCACGACAUCGUCUCACCGUACACGAGUAGUAGAUUAAGAAAAGUUAGAAGAGAGGGAGUCUCUUCUUCUUUUUUCGUUUCUUUCUUUUCUUUUUUUUUUUUUUUUCUUUUGUUUGUCUUCUCCGAUAAAGAGACGCGCCGUCGGGACGAACACCAAAGGUGUCCGGCCGCCGGCGUCUGUGCGCAGUUAAGGAUACGAAUGCCAUAAUAAUGACCAAGUUUUGUGGUUGUACUUAAGUCAUACUUUAUACUCUACUUUACUGUGUUAGGUUUGCUAAGGAUAAGUUACUCCAUUACUCCAUUAUCAAAGUGUGUCCCUGUAUCAGUUAUCGCUACGUCCUUUACUUUCGCGCCGUCCUGCAUCGACGACGGAAUCGUCGUCGUUUCGAGCGUCGAUCGCCGAGAAUUGGCGCAGGCUACGAGAAAGAGAACUUGAGAACACUGCCUACCUGCACUUGUGAUCACGUAUGUAACUCGAACUUAAGAGAAUAAGCUGAGCGCUCCCCAGUCCGUAUGCACCGUCGUCGCGUCACACAACGCAAUCAGCUGUCUCAUGAGGUAAGUCCAACGUGGACUUGUAUUCUCUCGGCAAUAGAGAGAAGGAGGAAGAGAGAGAGAGAGAGAGAGAGAGAGAGAGAGGGAGGGAGAGCGAGAAAUCAACAACGAGAGAUUUCUAGCGGAAAGGAAAAAGAAAAAUAUAUUUCUCUCAUCGGUCGAAGAAUUCGCGAGACCAAAUCGACGAGAGAAUCGACUCUUUUCUUCUUCUUGAGAAAAUCUCGCCUCGUAAUGAAACCGCGAAUUACGAGAUCGCGUCUCGCGUAGAAAACGAACGAUACAGUCUGGAAGUGUCGGCAAUUCGAGCGCUCAGUCGCUUCCCGCUUUCGUAAAUAAAAUCGGAUCGAUCGAGUGAUUAUUUUCCAUUCUCGUACACCGGCAAUUGUGCUCGCGAGGUAAUUCCGGACGCGCGACACGAAAUCUUCAGCCGCCACGCGCGGAAACCCACGUGCCGUGCGCCUCCACUUGUAUUGUCCCAGCGUUUUGAAGAAGCCAUCGACGAAGCAGCGCGUCGUCCGUGACACUCGCGAUCGCACGGACGACAGCACGAACGAACUAUCAUCGAAAGUCAGGUGCGAGACCGCCUUUCGGUCGAUGGUCCCGACCAAAGGACGCGUUUGGACCUUGGUCUCAUUUUUGUGAUUAUUAUUUAAAUACACGUUAAGCAAACAAUAGUAUAUUAGAAUAGGCUCGUUGUAACUGAGUACGAGUACACCGUUGCACCGUUGUAGCACCGCGGUUGGCCUUUACGGAGACGACGUCGUUCGUCUGCGUGCGAUUUCGACGGGAGCGCGCGACAAUCGCGAGAACGUACCGAAGGACUCGUCGUACACGGAAUUGUGUGAUUAUACUCGUACGACACUCAAUCGUUUGUCCGAGAGUCAUCCUUGUUCGGUAAGAGAAUGCGGCAUAUUCGAGAGAGAGAGAGAGAGAGAGAGAGAGAGAGAGAGAGAGAGAGAGAGAGAGAGAGAGAGAGAGAGAGAAAUCGAAAUCUCCACAAGUGGCCUUCUUCGAAGAGCUCGGGAACGAGAUCUGUCCGCGAAACAUCGCAGAUCAUUUUCUCUUCCCCACCCUUUUUUAUCCCGAGCAACAUUUAUCCGCGAAUUUCCCGUAAACAUGAGCCGAGACGCGCGAGGACGUUCGGUAAUCGGAGAGAAUAUGUUCGUUACGAUGAACUAGCUAUUACGAGUGUACAAUAAGUUUUUUUUUUUUUUUUAGAAUUAUAAUACGAAGCAUAGAUUCUAUCAUCAUGAAAUAUUAUAUCGCGCAAUGAAUCUACAGAAGGCACUCGGUCCCCUUUACGACGGAACUCUGUGUGUCAUAAGCGUGCGGCGAGCGCGCGCUCAUUUCGCACGUUGACGUUCUCGACGAGUGUAAUUUUGCUAUGACGACGAGAAGCGCCGAGAAGAGGAGGAGGAGAAGGAGGAGGAGGAGGAGGAGGAGGAGGACAACCUCUCCGACAGAGACCGAGCUACGGCGAUGUCGCCGUCGUCGUGCGCCGUUGGUAAGCGCUUUUAAUUAGUAUGCUAGCGCGGCUGGAAUUAGUCUUCUAAUUCUCUCGGGGGCAUUGGAGCACGCGAACGAAUGAACACGAUCGAUCGGUCGAUCGAUCUCCGCGCGAGCGAUCAGCGUGCGUCGCGUGGAAUAACGCAGGAUCUGGUCGUUUUACACGCGGCGCUUCCGCGGCGAGGGAGUGCGGGGGAGUCGCGGCUGAAACGAACAGAUUUGCCGCAGCCGCGGUAGAACGCGGCUGUGAACCACGCGCGUGAUCUGGCUCAUCGAUAUAUCUCGCCAGGACAUCGUCGGCCACGUCCUCGCGGCGAAAUACUCAGCGCGUAAGGGUCGAGGACCGUUGUGCCUUCGUAUGUAUGCACGU
Molecule: messenger RNA, 6175 nt
Organism: Harpegnathos saltator (Jerdon's jumping ant)
Lineage: Eukaryota; Metazoa; Arthropoda; Insecta; Hymenoptera; Formicidae
Gene: sano
Product: CABIT domain-containing protein serrano
Exons: 6
Coding region: 608-2503 (631 amino acids)
Source: RefSeq, a predicted model, not a curated record